Molecule: messenger RNA, 1846 nt
Organism: Oppia nitens
Lineage: Eukaryota; Metazoa; Arthropoda; Arachnida; Sarcoptiformes; Oppiidae
Product: ribosome biogenesis protein SPATA5-like
Exons: 1
Cellular component (GO): cytoplasm
Molecular function (GO): ATP binding; ATP hydrolysis activity
Source: RefSeq, a predicted model, not a curated record
AACUAAAGUGUGGAUCAAUUGGUGAUCAAAUUUACAAUCUUUGUGUAAUAAUUAUAUAUUUUUUUGCAAUAAAUUUAUUAAUUUUGUGAUAAAUUAAAUGACAGACAAAUUAAACAACGAAUUGUCAGACCAUUUGUCUGGUCUAUCUCUAAACGGAUCGACACCAAAGUCUUCAUUGAUUACUGAUAGCGAUGGACACAAGUCUGGAUCAGCUCAACGAAACAGAAGUCGUAAGAAGAAAGUACAACAAGAGGUUAAAGAGAGACCAAUUCUGGUGUCGGAUGUCGUCGGAUAUGAGAAACAAAUCAACGCAUUAAGAGAUUUAAUUGAAUUACCGCUGAGGAAGAGCGCAUCCAUACGCAAAAUGUGUGCACUAUUACCGAAAACUGUGAUGAUUUUUGGACCGACGGGAACCGGGAAAACAAUGACAGUUAAGGCCUUCUGUCAUGAAUUGAAUCAACAGAUGUUUUGUCUUCACAUCAAUUGCGCCACAAUUAUAGCCAAGAGUUUUGCCAUUUCAGAGGACAACUUACAGACGAUAUUUACGAACGCUAUUGAAAUGAGUCCAAGUCUUGUGGUUUUAGACAAUAUUGAAAUGAUUUGUUCCAAUAGAAAGUCGGCCGCAGAUCAAGAAAAACGAUUGACAGCUAUCUUGUGCUCAAUUCUUGAUGAUCUUCCUAAAGAUAAACACAUUGUUAUUGUUUGUGUAACCAAUAAACCAGAUCUUAUUGAUACCAGUCUUCGACGUCCCGGACGAGUGGACAGAGAAAUUGAAUUUCCAGUUCCCGUUUCGACCGAACGGAAAGUCAUUUUGAGAAAAUUUUUAACCGAAAAUAAUAGUAAUAUCAGUGAUAAUGUAUUAACUGAUUUGGCUCAAAGUGCCCAUAGUUUUACCGGCGCUGACUUAGCUCUCACCUGUCGUGAAGCGACGCUAAUUACUCUUAAAGAUAACCGACAUAUUGUUAGUGAAAAUGAUUUAAAACAAGCAUUUAAACUGAUCCGACCAUCAGCUAUGAGAGAAAUCACUUUAGAAGUUCCCAAUGUAUUUUGGACAGACAUCGGUGGUAUGCAUUCUGUGCGCAAUAAAUUAACUCAAAGUGUUGUUUGGCCGCUCACUAAUCCCGAAGCAUUUGAAAGACUGGGAAUUGAAUCGCCUAAAGGAGUGUUAAUGUAUGGACCGCCCGGUUGUUGCAAAACAAUGAUUGGCAAAGCAUUAGCCACCGAAAGUGAUCUCAAUUUUCUGUCAAUAAAAGGUCCGGAAUUGUUCAACAAAUGGGUCGGUGAGUCUGAAAGAGCCGUUCGUGAAGUAUUCCGCAAAGCGAAGGCUGCUUCGCCAUCAAUAUUAUUCUUCGAUGAAAUCGACGCUUUAGCUGCCGAACGAGGAGUCGGUCAGAGCACUGUUGGUGACCGAGUAUUAGCUCAACUAUUGACUGAAAUUGAUGGCAUUGAAAAACUGAAUGGUGUGAUCAUUGUUGCGGCCACUAAUCGGCCCGAUAUGAUUGAUAAGGCGCUGCUGAGACCCGGACGACUCGAUUCAAUACUAUACGUGCCAUUACCUGAUCUGCAGACCAGACAUGAAAUAUUGAGAAUAAGAACCAGAAAAAUGCCGCUAAAAUUUGAACAAUCAAUUGAUGACACACUUAAACUUUUAUCACAAAAAACUGAUGGAUAUACCGGAGCCGAAAUCACUGGUGUCUGUCAAGAAGCUGGUCUUUUAGCACUUGAAGAAGAUAUCAAUUGUAAAUUUGUUGAAUUAAAACACUUUUUAUCGGCUUUAGAGUCAAUAAAGCCGAGAAUAUCUCACGAAACGAUUGUGUUUUACGAGAAAUAUAAAAAUGAAAUCAAU